Messenger RNA from Lemur catta (Ring-tailed lemur), 6613 nucleotides. RefSeq names its product recombination activating 1 (gene RAG1). The record is from RefSeq and is a predicted model, not a curated record. Gene Ontology annotation, biological process: V(D)J recombination; pre-B cell allelic exclusion; adaptive immune response. Lineage: Eukaryota; Metazoa; Chordata; Mammalia; Primates; Lemuridae. Gene Ontology annotation, cellular component: DNA recombinase complex; endodeoxyribonuclease complex; nucleus. Bases 127 to 3258 code for a protein of 1043 amino acids. Gene Ontology annotation, molecular function: metal ion binding; double-stranded DNA endonuclease activity; sequence-specific DNA binding. The transcript is spliced from 2 exons.
CAAGAGAGCAAGGAGGGAGCAGAGAACCCACUUUGGCUUCUCCUUGGUCUUGAGUAAUAGCAACCGAAUUGCAGACAUCCCAGCACUGUGGCCAGGCAGCCUCCUGAGCAAGGUACCUCAGCCAGCAUGGCUGUCUCCUUCCCACCCACCUUGGGACUCAGUUCUGCCCCAGAUGAAAUUCAACACCCACAUAUUAAAUUUUCAGAAUGGAAAUUUAAGCUAUUCAGGGUGAGAUCCUUCGAGAAGGCACCUGAAGAAGCUCAAAAGGAAAAGAAGGAUUUCUCCGAGGGGAAACCCUCUCUAGAGCAAUCUCCAGCAGUUCUGGACAAGACUGGUGGUCAGAAGCCAGUCCUGACUCAACCAGCAUUAAAAGCACACCCUAAGUUUUCAAAGAAAUCCCACGAUGAUGGAAAAGCAAGAGGCAAAGCAAUCCACCAAGCCAACCUUCGACAUCUCUGCCGCAUCUGUGGGGAUUCUUUUAAAACUGAUGAGUGCAACAGGAGAUACCCAGUCCACGGGCCCGUGGAUGGUAAAACCCAAGGCCUUUUACGAAAGAAGGAAAAGAGAGCAACUUCCUGGCCAGACCUCAUUGCCAAGGUUUUCCGGAUUGAUGUGAAAGCAGAUGUUGACUCGAUCCACCCCACUGAGUUCUGCCAUAACUGCUGGAGCAUCAUGCACAGGAAGUUUAGCAGUGCCCCAAGUGAGGUUUACUUCCCAAGGAACACAGCCGUGGAGUGGCACCCCCACACACCCUCCUGUGACAUCUGCCACACUGCCCGUCGAGGACUCAAGAGGAAGGGUCCUCAGCCAAAUGUGCAGCUCAGCAAAAAACUCAAAACUGUGCUUGACCGAGCGAAACAAGCCCGUCAGCGCAAGAGAAGAGCUCAGGUGAGGAUCCGUAGCCGAGAAGUCAUGAAGAAGAUUGCCAACUGCAGUAAAAUACAUCUCAGUACUAAGCUUCUUGCGGUGGACUUCCCAGAGCACUUUGUGAAAGCUAUCUCCUGCCGGAUUUGUGAACACAUUCUGGCUGACCCUGUGGAGACCAGCUGUAAGCAUGUAUUUUGCAGGAUCUGCAUUCUCAGGUGCCUCAAAGUCAUGGGCAGUUAUUGUCCCUCUUGCCAAUAUCCAUGUUUCCCUACUGACUUGGAGAGUCCAGUGAAGUCCUUUCUGAGUGUCUUGAAUUCCCUGAUGGUGAGAUGUCCAGCAAAAGAGUGCAAUGAGGAGGUCAGUUUGGAAAAAUAUAAUCACCAUGUCUCAAGUCACAGGGAAUCAAAAGAGACUUUUGUGCAUAUUAAUAAGGGAGGCCGGCCCCGUCAGCAUCUUCUCUCAUUGACCCGGAGAGCUCAGAAACACCGGCUGAGGGAGCUCAAGCUGCAAGUCAAGGCUUUUGCUGACAAAGAAGAAGGUGGAGACGUGAAGUCUGUGUGCCUGACCUUGUUCCUGCUGGCCCUGAGGGCGAGGAAUGAGCACAGACAAGCGGACGAGCUGGAGGCCAUCAUGCAGGGACGGGGAUCUGGCCUGCAGCCAGCUGUUUGCUUGGCCAUCCGCGUCAACACCUUCCUCAGCUGCAGUCAGUACCACAAGAUGUACAGGACCGUGAAAGCCAUCACGGGGAGGCAGAUUUUCCAGCCUUUGCAUGCCCUUCGGAAUGCUGAGAAGGUUCUCCUGCCGGGCUACCACCCCUUUGAGUGGCAGCCACCUCUGAAGAACGUGUCUUCCAGCACCGAUGUGGGCAUUAUUGAUGGGCUGUCUGGACUAUCCUCCUCUGUGGAUGAUUACCCAGUGGACACCAUUGCCAAGAGGUUCCGCUAUGAUUCGGCUUUGGUGUCUGCUUUGAUGGAUAUGGAAGAAGACAUCUUGGAGGGCAUGAGAUCCCAAGACCUGGAUGACUACCUGAGUGGCCCCUUCACUGUAGUGGUGAAGGAGUCUUGUGAUGGGAUGGGAGAUGUGAGUGAGAAGCAUGGCAGUGGGCCGGUAGUCCCGGAAAAGGCAGUUCGUUUUUCAUUCACGGUCAUGAAAAUUACUAUCGCGCAUGGCUCACAGACUCUGAAGGUGUUUGAGGAAGCCAAACCUAACUCUGAGCUGUGCUGCAAGCCAUUGUGUCUUAUGCUGGCAGAUGAGUCUGACCAUGAGACCCUGACUGCCAUCCUGAGCCCUCUCAUUGCUGAGAGGGAGGCCAUGAAGGAUAGUGAAUUGAUGCUUGAGAUGGGAGGCAUCCUCAGGACUUUCAAGUUCAUCUUCAGGGGCACUGGAUAUGAUGAAAAACUUGUCCGGGAAGUGGAAGGCCUCGAGGCUUCUGGCUCGGUCUACAUUUGUACUCUUUGUGAUGCCACCCGUCUGGAAGCCUCUCAAAACCUUGUCUUCCACUCCAUAACCAGAAGCCAUGCUGAGAACCUGGAACGCUAUGAGGUCUGGCGUUCCAACCCGUACCAUGAGUCUGUGGAAGAACUGCGGGACAGGGUGAAAGGGGUCUCGGCCAAACCUUUCAUUGAGACGGUGCCUUCCAUAGAUGCACUGCACUGUGACAUUGGCAAUGCGGCUGAGUUCUACAAGAUUUUCCAGCUAGAGAUAGGGGAGGCAUAUAAGAAUUCUAAUGCUUCCAAAGAGGAAAGGAAAAGAUGGCAGGCCACAUUGGACAAGCAUCUCCGGAAGAAGAUGAACCUAAAACCAAUCAUGAGGAUGAACGGCAACUUUGCCAGGAAGCUCAUGACCAAAGAGACUGUUGAUGCAGUUUGCGAAUUAAUUCCUUCCGAGGAGAGGCAUGCAGCUCUGAGGGAGCUCAUGGAUCUCUACCUGAAGAUGAAACCCGUAUGGCGAUCAUCAUGCCCCGCUAAAGAGUGCCCAGAAUCCCUCUGCCAGUAUAGUUUCAACUCUCAGCGUUUUGCUGAGCUCCUCUCUACCAAGUUCAAGUAUAGAUACGAGGGCAAAAUCACCAAUUAUUUUCACAAAACUCUGGCACAUGUCCCUGAAAUUAUUGAGAGGGAUGGCUCUAUUGGGGCAUGGGCGAGUGAGGGAAAUGAAUCUGGCAACAAACUGUUCAGGCGCUUCCGGAAAAUGAAUGCCAGGCAGUCCAAGUGCUAUGAAAUGGAAGAUGUCCUGAAACACCACUGGUUGUAUACUUCCAAAUACCUCCAGAAGUUUAUGAAUGCUCAUAAUGCAUUAAAAAACUCUGGGUUUACUAUGAGCUCUCAGGCAAGUGUCGGGGACCCAUUAGGCAUAGAGGACUCUCUGGAAAGCCAAGAUUCAAUGGAAUUUUAAGUAGAGAAGCCACUUACGAGUUGGUUUUUGCAAAUGAGUUUUCUUCUGGGUUGCAUUGAAGGCUUCUCCUAGCACCCUUCACUACUGUGUGCGGGGCUUCACCACCCAAGAGGUGGUCGGUUGGAGCGAGAGGCUACAGAUGCUGUCAUGUCAGGAAUGGAUUACCAAUAAGUUGAUUGCUUGAGUCGUUUAGUGAGUUCAGAAAAGCAACAGGAAAAAAUCAGUUGUUUGAAAGCUCAAUAACUCAGAACAGGAGUGACUGCAGGGGACCAGACACGAACAAAGAUCUUUGUGCGUGCAUGACUGAGUGUUGUGAAAAUGAAAGCCAGGGUUGUCAAAGAACAGCCAGUGAAGCCAGGAAAGAAAGAAAUUUGUCUUGUGGUUUUCAUUUUUCCCCUUGGUUUAUUAUAUUUUAUAUUGAGAUAUAAUAAGUGUUUUCUAUUUCAUUUUCAUAAAAUUCUUUAUUUUAUAUAUUUCACAUAUCUUGACUCAUUUUACAAGGUUCAAAAGAGCUUUCUUGAAUUUUCUAGUAAUAUCUUACAUUUGUAUGGCAUGACGACCUUUACGAAGUGCUCUUAAUGCAUCUUCUCAUUUGAUACAUUUAUGCAGAAAUACCCUACAUCACAAAUUUUUUUGGAAAAUCAGUCCUUUUAAUAAAGGUUUAAAUGGUGCAUCUAUUAUAACCUUCCAAGUUUAGGAGGUCAUCUGCUGUCAUAGAUCUUUCAAUAAUGAAGUUAGAAGAAUACACCUGUUAGCCACAGUAAGUCAUUAAAUCUUCUGAUAAUAUGUAUUUACUUAGCUAUCAGUAGCCAAAUAUGAGUCUUUGUUUUUAUUUUUUAAAUUUCAAGUAAUUUAGAAUUUCCAAAUGCUUUCCCAUACAAUCUCAAAGCCAUAGAGGAUUUUUAAAAAUUUGGGUUUGCUUAAUGUCUAAAAACAGAUUUCAUGUCUUACUGAAAAUUUCUGCCAGAUUUCAUCCAAAUAAAACCUGGGUUGAUGUUACUAAAUCCAGGUUUUAUGGAGUCCUCCCCUCUGCAAUGUGUUAUUCUUUCUAUUAUAAUUAGUUUAUUUCUAGCGUACUCAGAAUUUUGUAGCAAGAUAACCUUGGUACUGUUUCUACCUGCUAAGUUUAGAUGGAAACUGCUCUUCUAAGUAGAAGAGUUAACAUUUGUUCAGUGUUUUUUUUUUUUUUUUGGUCAGUUUUGGAAUGUUUUCACACUCAUUUGCCCCACCGCGACUCUGCUGGGUAGGAGUUGUUAUUAUUCCCGUUUGAUGGAGGUUUAAAUGUUUUGCCAAUAGUUACAGGGAUAACAAAUGCCUGAUUUGGAAUUUGAACCCAGGCCUUUUGUCUACAAAUUCCAUGUUCUUUCUACCACAAAAAUUGAUCACUAUUUUUGUUUAUAAGGCAGUAUCAGAAUUUCUUUAGGAUUCAGAACUAAUCAUUAUAGCUCAUAACUUUAGCAUUACAUUUAAAGGUGGCAGGGGUGGGUAAGUUUUUAAGUUGUUUGUGUGCUUUGGACCUUUUGCUAGAAGAAAGUAAUGCUAAAGCUCCAUGGAGUCCCCUAAACCUCUGGUGGCUCCAGUUAUUUGGAAACUAUUGUCUGCAUCCUUAGGAAUCUGGGAUUUGCCAGUUGCUGGCAAUGUAGAGCAGGCAUGGGAUUUUAUAUGCUAGUGAGUCAUAAUGAUAUGUUAGUGUUAAUUAGUUUUUUUUUCUUUCUUUGAUUUUAUUGGCCAUAAUUGCCACUCUUCAUGCACAGUAUAUCAAAGAGCUUUGUAAUUUAGUUGUCAAACGUGCAUCAGUGGCAUUAUCCUAAGUGGUAUACAUUUGGUGCUUUUGCAGGGAUUGAACUCGGUAUUUUCUGUUAAAAUAUACAGCAGUUUUCUUUGCUUUUUAUAUGCAGGAUAUCAAAGCCAUUUAUAAUUAAGUUAUCAAAACAUAUACAUAUUUUAAUAUUACUUUUUUUUGAAAACUGUUAGUUUUGUGUUUUGGGAACUAAUGGGCUUCUAAGCCACCUCUUCCCUUCAUCUCACUUAAUCCUUACAGCAUGUCCCUGUACUAAUAAACAGAUAAAUUCACAUAAUCAUCCUAUUCCCUGAAGCAUGCUGGUGCUGGUUUGUAGUUUUUUUUUCCCAUUUCCACUCUGUUACUCGACUGGUGGCACUGUAAAUACUUUUCAAUAUUAAAUUCCCCUAUUCUAGCAUUGUAGGAACUAUUUUGAAUUUAUGUGACUAAGAGCAUGAUUUAUAGCACAAACUUCCCAAUAAUCCCUUAAUCAGAUCACAUUUUGAUAAACCCCAGGAACAUCUGGCUGCAGGAAUUUCAAUAUGUAGAAAUGUUGCCUAUGGUUAUUUUUCGCCCUCAUUGUUGAGAUUGCAAUAUCCCAGACCCUGGUUUUAUACUCGAGCUUUAUUUUUAACAAUGCCCAUUGCAAAUGCAGUCACAUACUCCAGGGAAAUUCACCACACAGAAUGGAGUUUCUUUUUUUUUUUUUAAGUAUAUACUGGGACUUUAGAAGUGCAAUUCAUUUUUCUCCUGUGAAACCUGAUUCUGCGAGUUUUCUUGCUAAGCCACUGAGGUGCAUUGCAGGGACCAGUGAUAAUGACUGAUGAAAAUUGAUGAUUGGUUGGUGAGGUCAAAGAGAACCUUGGAGUUAAUAAACAUGCACUGAGAACCAAAAGCAGGAGGAAAAGAUGUCUUUUCCUUCCAGGUGAGCUAAAAUUUAGUUUUGCCUCAAUUUGUUUUCACAAGAUAGAUGAAGAUAAAAAUUGCUUUGGUUGAAAGUGUGGAUCUCACAUUAUAUCAAACAGAAUUCAAAUUCCACAUAGCUAGGUGGCAGGAUUUGUAAGCACCAGUGGUGGCUGGGAGGAACAAACCAUCAUUUGGAUGCAAGUGGUUUUUGAUUGCAGAUAUGGUGUCUUCAGUGAUUGUAUGACAAAUGGUCUAUUCUUUUGAUGUUAAGAGAUUUUAAAUAAGAGUAGAUACUUUGUUACCCAUUUUACUUUCUCCCCAUUAACUACUGUAAUCUACAUAAAUAUACCUCAGAAUCCAUUUUUGGUAAGAUUUUUCUUUUUGUAGAACUACACUUCACUUUAUUUUCUUUAUAAUCUUGCAUUUUGUGUAACAGCUUCCAAGAGCUGUGUUUUUGUCUGUUUUGUAGAAAGUUCAUGUACCAGGAUGCAAUGGAUUUAUUUGAUGGUGGGCGGAACCCUGUAUUUUCACGUCAAACAUUUUCAGAGAAAAUGAAAUAUGAGUUUCAAUAAUUAUUUUUAUAUUUUAUUGUUUUCAUUAAUUAAUAUUAUGGUUAUUGUUAGCAAUUUCAUGUUUAAGUAUUUGAAAUAAAAUUUUAAGAUUUGAAAA